AUGCCUGCCUUGUGCUCAUGUUUGAGAAGAGGGGCCAAACACCUGCACCCCAGUUUAUUGACUCCUUCUCGCUUCGCCAAGGAUGCCUUGCUGGUUUAUACGAGGAUGCCUGCCAAGGCUUCGCCCAAGGAUGCCGAUGCAUCAGCCAGGAGUGGUCACUACAGUUCUAGUUCCAGUGCGGGUCACACUGAGAACAGAACCUCUCACCCCUGCGAUGCAGGAGUAGCCAGCCCCUGCCCCUGCUCCUGCUCCUGCCCUCUGUUCUCCUGUGGGUGGCAGGGGGACCUGGAGGUGGUGGCGCUCCACCUCAAAGACACACACAGGGCCUCCACCCUCCAGGGGCAGCGCAUCGUGUUCCUGGCGGCAGACGUCCACCUCCUGGAUGCAGAGGACUGGGUGACGGUGCAGUCCUGCCUGGGGCAGCAAUUCCUGUUGGUGCUAAAAAAGCAGGAGCGGCGACAGGGACACCAGCAGUACUUUGCUGCUGUCAUGCUGCUGGGUCCCAGCAGGGUGGCUGAAAGGUUCACCUACAGGCUGGAGCUGAGCAGCGAACGCAGGCGACUGAGCUGGGAGUCUGCUGUGCGAUCCUUCGCCGAGGGGCUCGGCACUGUGAUAGCAGAGAGUGACUGCCUAGUACUCAAUGCCUCUCUUGCUCACCUCUUCUCAGACAAAGGGAAACUGGGGAUCCGUAUUUCAAUAUCUGCUGACAAACAGGCUUAACGCAUCUUUUACAUUUUAACAAAAAAAUCUGCAGACAGUAUGGAGCUACAUGCUAAUCCUUAACCUGGUACUGAAAUGGUGAAGAUGGAAAGCUGGGGUCGCAACUUGCCAGCAGGUUUCAGAGUAAAUCCAUACGUUGCUUUCAAAGUGUUAAAACCUGAAGAGAAAAAAAAACACUGGCCCUGUGAGAUUAACAAAUGUUGCAUAACUUAGCAUUGAAUAACUCUUUAGUUACAUUCAGUCCUGAAGAAUUAUGGGAAAUCUUGAGGAAAAAGAAAGACUUUUUAUUUUUUUUACUUUGUCAUUACAGUUAUAUCCUCAUCAAUUGCUUUACAUUGCAGAACUUGAUGUGAAAAAGUUGGUUAGGUGUGGUGUUUUUAGUGCUGCCAAUGAGAAAAAAUUCAUUGAAAAAGAAAUUUUCAUAAAAGCAGCAGCACUUUGGUUAAGUACAUCCUGGAGGAGUUGAACAGAAGCACUUCAGGUCAGAAACUAGCUACUACAGGAUAUUACCAAAGCACAUGCAGAUUGGGCCCUAUCAUACACCGGUUUUUGCAUUUUGUGUAAAUCUCCAUGUUAUUGUUGGUAUAAAAUGUAUCGCCUCCCUUAUUUUUUAUCACAGAUCAUUUGCACAUUUUUUUGCGGUUUCCCCAUGAUUUUCCCAUGGUUACACUGUACAUUUACCAUAGGUUAUCAUGGUUUACCAUGUUUUUUUAAUAUGUUUGCUUUGCCAUUCCUGUGGUUUAUUUUACUAUGCUUUUACUAUGGCAAACAGGGCUAUUGGGGUCUAUUCAAUUAAUCUAAACAGUGGCUAAAUACAGUCAUAGAGAUUAUUCAAAUAGAUACCAAUUUAUAAAACUCAAAUGUGUAACAGCGCAUAUUUGGUGCUGUUUGGAAUAAUAUACCUAUUUAUUGAGUCAAAGUAUUUAGUAAGUUUAAAUCAAAUAAAAUCAAACUGCAAGAACAUCAUGUAUUGUUUCCAUGCAUCAUAAAAAUAAGGAACAGAUUUUUAUUUUGGGGCUGCAAUAAGCUUUUUUUUUCUACUAUAACACAGAUGUGUUAAUAAAACAUAUGCACUUAAAAAACGGAAGGUGUAGUUUACGAGAACAGGGAGCCUUAAACCCAAUUACGGUAGCUGUAAAGGUUGGGUACAAACAGGACUCUAGUGGAAACAAAAUCUUAUAACUCAGUCAUGAUCUCUAUUGCUUGUAUCACAGUUCCAGAGUCAGUGCCAAGCAUACAUGCACAAGUCUGGCUCUAGCGGUAUCAUAUGCACUACUUUUAAAUGUGUAUCUUGUAUUGUAUAAACAUUUUUUUUUUUUUUAUAAUGAAAGGUCAAGCUUCUGUGAGGAUGCCUAUGACGCACUUCUGGUCUGGACUUGGGUCUUUUCUGCUUAUUUUCUUUCCUGUUGAUCACAGAGCAAACUAUUUACUUGCUCAGUACAAUGAGAAAAUUAAGAUGAAAUAAAGCAAAUCUGAUUUCAGACUUGUAGGAGAAAUGGGAUUCAGAAGUGUUAGUAAAUGUUUUUCCUGCCCAGUGAACACAAAUGGACUGUGCAGCUGACCUUGGUAAAAUGAGAUGGAACUGCGAGACGGCGUGCCAGCCAGAUAGUUAUCUGUUAAGUUGCCCUUGGCAAUGUAGAGAUUUGGAUUAUUUUUUACAUUUAUUUUCUCCUUAUGACAAGCCAUCUGUAAAACAGGAUCCACAGCAGUGAAGUCCACUGUAAACAAUGACUGUAACAGAAAUACGGAUCCAAUGAGAAUCUUUUUAAAUUGCUAUGAACUGUGAAUGUUUUACCCCU
Polyodon spathula (Mississippi paddlefish) is the source of this 2519-nucleotide messenger RNA. Its product is annotated as seven in absentia homolog 3-like. Gene Ontology annotation, molecular function: ubiquitin protein ligase activity; ubiquitin conjugating enzyme binding. Bases 1 to 720 code for a protein of 239 amino acids. Gene Ontology annotation, cellular component: cytoplasm. Gene Ontology annotation, biological process: multicellular organism development; proteasome-mediated ubiquitin-dependent protein catabolic process. Lineage: Eukaryota; Metazoa; Chordata; Actinopteri; Acipenseriformes; Polyodontidae. The record is from RefSeq and is a predicted model, not a curated record. The transcript is spliced from 2 exons.